Molecule: messenger RNA, 2886 nt
Organism: Cyphellophora attinorum
Lineage: Eukaryota; Fungi; Ascomycota; Eurotiomycetes; Chaetothyriales; Cyphellophoraceae
Product: Importin alpha re-exporter
Exons: 2
Coding region: 1-2886 (961 amino acids)
Biological process (GO): protein export from nucleus; protein import into nucleus
Cellular component (GO): nuclear envelope; cytosol
Molecular function (GO): nuclear export signal receptor activity; small GTPase binding
Source: RefSeq, a predicted model, not a curated record
AUGGUUCGCGAACUUGAAGAGGAAGUCACGUUGCUGGAUGCCAGCUUGGAUCCGCGCACCAAUAAAGAGUCCGAGCUUAAGAUCCGCGCCGAAGAAAAGCAGCCCGGCUUCGCUCUCAAGCUACUUCAGAUCACUGCGACCGAUGCCUUCUCCUACAAUACCCGACUCGCCAGCGCCCUCUUCUUCAAGAACUUCAUCAAGCGGAAUUGGACCGAUGUGGAGGGUAACUACAAGCUCGCACCUCAAGAUGUCACAUCAAUCAAAACAGAGAUCAUUGGUCUCAUGACCAACGUCCCGGCUGGUAUACAGACACAAUUGGGUGAAGCCAUAAGUGUCAUCGCGGACAGCGAUUUCUGGGAGCGAUGGGAAACACUCGUCGACGACUUGGUGUCACGCCUGAAGCCAGAGGAUCUGACUGUCAACAUUGGUGUACUCCAGGUUGCGCAUUCCAUCUUUGGGCGUUGGAGACCUUUGUUCAGAUCCGACGAGCUGUACACAGAGAUCAACCACGUGCUGAGCAAGUUUGCUGCACCUUUUCUGAGCGUGUGGCAGAGCUUGGAUGCCUAUAUCGAGGCCCAUAGCAAUGACAAAGCGAACCUGACCAAAGCAUUCACCGAGCUUGAUCUCAUUCUCAUGAUCUUUUACGACCUCUCGUGUCACGAUCUGUCGCCUGUUUUCGAAGACAACCUGGCUGGCAUUGGUUCUAUCCUCCUCAAAUAUCUCACAUACGACAAUACCUUGCUACAGACCGAUGACGAGUCGGAGACUGGUCCAUUGGAAAACGUUAAGGCAAACGUGUUCGAGGUGCUCACUUUGUUCACGACCAAGUACUAUGAGGAUUUCUCGGGCCAGAUUCCUGGUUUCGUCUCAAGCUCGUGGACGCUCCUGACGACGACAAGCGCCGAUUCAAAGAACGACAUCCUGGUCAGCAAAGCUUUACUGUUCCUGACGUCGGUCUGCCGUAUCAACAGCCAAGCGCAGGUCUUCAGUGACGCAAGCAUCCAGUCCCAGAUCGUGGAGAAAGUCAUACUUCCCAAUGUGGCCCUACGAGAUUCCGACAUAGAAAUGUUCGAGGACGAACCAAUCGAAUUCAUCCGGCGAGAUCUAGAAGGCUCAGACAGCGAGACCCGGAGAAGAGCAGCUUCAGACUUCUUGCGCCAACUCAGCGAUGUGUUCGAGACAUCGGUCACUCAGAUCACGAUGAAUGUCAUUGGAAAAUGUCUCGAGGACUAUACUAAGAAUCCUGCAGAGAAUUGGCGAUCAAAGGAUACCGCGACCAAUUUGUUCUACGCUACAGCUGCUAAGGGACAGGCAACAUCGACUCACGGCGUUACAAAAACCAACGAGACGCUCGACAUCGGCGACUUCUUCUCGAGAAAUCUAGCUGGAGAUCUCCAAGACCAGAACGCACAUCCACUUCUGUCGGUGGAUGCCAUCAAAUAUCUCUACGUCUUCAGAAGUAUCAUUACUCGCGAGCAGUGGCAACAGGUCAUGUCAAUGCUUGUCAAUCAUCUAGGGAACAGCAACUACUGCGUCUACACAUAUGCAGCUGUCACGGUGGAACGCGUUCUUGCCAUGUAUGGCCAAGAUGGGCAGCCAGUGAUCGAGCCGGCUAACAUCGCGCCUCUGGCCAAAGAUCUUCUCGAACAUCUCUUCAGCCUCAUUGAGCGCGAUCCAGCACCGCAAAAAGUGCAAGAGAACGAGUUCCUCAUGCGCUGUAUCAUGCGAGUCCUUAUAGUCAUCCGAAAUCGCGUUCCUGCAGUCUUCGAGUCUACUCUCAACCACCUGGCCAGCAUCACACGCAUCAUCUCAACCAAUCCCUCGAACCCGAAAUUCUACUACUACCACUUCGAAUCUCUGGGCGCCGUCGUCCGAUUCGCCAACAGCGAGGACUAUGACAAGCUCAUCAAGACUCUCUUCAAUCCGUUUACCGACGUCCUCCGGAACGGUGUGGAAGAAUUCACGCCUUAUGUGUUCCAACUCCUUGCCGCCAUCGUCGAAGCCGAGCCGGACAAACCGCUACCCGACAUGCUUCAGCCGCUGAUUGCUCCAAUCCUCGCUCCAGCACUGUGGGAACAGCGUGGCAAUGUUCCUGCCCUCGUCCGUAUGCUCAGCGCACUGAUCAUGCGGUCCGCCGCCGAUAUGCAAGCCAGCGGCCAGAUCGAAAACGUACUCGGCAUCUUCCAGAAGCUGAUCGCUUCCAAGAACUUUGAAGCUUACGCUUUCGAGCUCCUCGAGAUCGCCAUUGCCAACUUCUCACCCGCCGCGCUCGAGAACUAUUGGGUCCCAAUACUAAACAUCAUCUUCACUCGCCUGCAAAAGAACCCUUCUGUGGCUUUUACGUCGCGAUUUGUACGUCUCUACCACUUCGUUGCCUCACGAGAUGACAAAGGUCUUGGUGCGGACUUCUUCAUCGCUGCCACGGACAAAGUACAGAACCAAGAUAUCUUCCGCGGCCUGUACCUCUCCAUCAUCCUCCCCAAGACCCAGGAGCUCGCUCGGCCAAUAGACCGCAAGAUUGCAGCGGUGUCCCUCACAAAGAGUCUCGCAGACAGCGAGGCCUUCGUGCAGCGUUACCCGAAAGGCUGGGCCUUGACGUGUAACACGUUACUCAAGCUGCUGGAAAAUCCUCCCGUACCUCCUCCAAAGGAUGACCUGGUCCAUGAACAAGACGUUGAGGAUUCCAGCUUCGGUGUGGGUUUCACGAGCUUGAACACCAUCAGAAAACCGAUUGUGGACCCCUUCCCAGAAAUUGGCGACUUGCGCCACUGGGUAGGCGGCUAUCUUGCUGAUGCUGACAGACGGCAUGCGGGCCGAAUCAGCAAGUCAGCCGAGGGACUCAGUGAGGAUGCGAAACGUGUUUUGAGCACCUAUAUGGCGGGCUAG